Messenger RNA from Cladocopium goreaui, 2337 nucleotides. Lineage: Eukaryota; Dinophyceae; Suessiales; Symbiodiniaceae. The record is from the annotation of a GenBank genome assembly.
AUGCGCACGCGGACAUUAUCUAGGCCUUCCGAUGUUGGUGCAGCCAUCGGCUUAAGAUGUGGUCACCGCAGCCACCAUUUGAAGCCUGUGCCUGCCAAUGGAGCGAAGCAGUUGCAGCGCAUGAGCCGUGACACUUGCAAGACUCGUGCUAUACGGACACGGUGUUUAGCUUCUCUUGUGGUCCUUGCGUCUUCCAACUUUAGGCGGUUUUCCAUCCGCACAGAUGCCCCCGCAGGCAUCAACUUCGCAGCCCGGAGGAUCCAGCUACGUAGACAGCAGACCUUGCCGCACUUGGGCUUUGGCACGGGACGCCCUGGCGGCUCCAGAGAGCCAGAGGUGACGCUUGAGGAUGGACGCCGAAGACUGGUCACUGCUGUUCGAAUUGCGAUGCAAACUGGAUAUCGCUUGGUUGACACCACCUUGUUCUCAGGUAUGGAGAAGGCAGUUCUCGAAGGAAUUCAUGAGUCGGGCGUCAAGCGGUCGGAGGUGACCAUUGCAACGAAGCUGUUGCAAAUGGCGCAUAACAGCGCUGAAAGCGUACAGGCGUCUCUUGAGAAUUCACUAAGUAAUUUGGAUUGCAGCUGCAUUGACUUAUACCUGCUUCAAAGCCCACGGGGAGGCAAGAUCAAGGAGGUAUGGUCUAAGUUGAUAGAGCUUCGCGAUCAAGGUUUGAUCCGUGCCUUGGGUGUGUCAAAUUUUGGCGCUGGACAACUAGAGGGUAUGAGACUGUCUGGAUUGGAGCUCCCACAGGUGAACCAAGUAGAAAUACACUGUUGGAGGCAACUGCCUGACCUGGCUGAGUAUCACAGGAAAAAUGGGAUCGCAACGAUGUGCAUGGCGCCCCUGGCAAGAGGUGAGAUGUUUGGCAAGACUGAUGUUGCUGCGAUCGCCGAAGAACUGGGAGUCACAGAGGCUGCUGUUGCAGCGCGUUGGUGCAUGCAAAUGGGCUAUAUUCCAAUCCCAAGGUCGGUCCAGCCACUCCAUAUCCGGGAGAAUUUGGCAUCAGGGUUCGAGCUGACCACCAGUCACAUGGAAAGGAUACAAAAGGUUGACACAAAUUACAUAGCCUGCCGGAAAGCAUCUCCAUGUUGUGAGUUGCCGUGGGACGCCAUUUCUGACAGUAUUCCGGACAAAUCGUUGUGGGACGACAGCAAGAAGCGAAAGGCAGAAGCUGCAGAAAGGCGUGGCAAUCUUCAAGAUGAGCGCGCACGCAAGGCCCGCGAGCGGCGUGAACGACAGAUGCGAGCACAGGUGCCGCUUUCAAACGCGCUGGCACUGAGCAUUGGUUCCUUGCAGAUGUGUCAGCAUCCGCAGUGCCAUGGGAUGGCAUUUGGGGCCAGGUCUGCAGCCAGAGGCAACGAGCAGCGGGAGAAAACACUGGGCCAAGGGUCUUUUGUUCGGAAUGUCAACGAUGUGGAUGAUGGGCCUUCCAAUGUCUUCCAAUGCCAGUCGGAGUGGCAACAAGCCCAGUUUUUAGAGCACCUGGCUGCAAAGCACGGCCGCGCUCUUGCAUCCCCUGGUGGAAGGUUGGGCGGUGAAUCAGAACAACUGGACAUGCUGCAUCGAGGAUCCUCAGAUGGCCACUACCCUCGGCUUCCUGAGGCUUUGCAACAACUGCAAGUGGUGUCCCUGGGCUCCUUUUGUGGAAUGAAGUUUUCUAUUCAGCGACUUGGUCUUGGAGAUGCGCAUCUCCCAUUUGACUGGAUUCGAACUACCUCGAAGGGCUUGAGAGGUUUCCUCAGGGAUGGUUUCGACAACUUCUUUGAGGUCAAGAAAUACGAGUUGGCGGAAGCAGGGAUGACCGUUCAUCGAGCGGAGCAGCACUCGUUUUGGCACGAUGAUGUCAGUCAGGCAGAAGUCCGAGACAAACUCAUGCGAAGGAUUAAUCGCUUUCUUCACUUAGCUCAGAAUCCCUCGACGCAGGUUCGUGACCUUUUGUUCAUCAGAAGCUGUGCGUGCACUGAUGAACUGCGGGAAGUGGAGGAUCUUUACGCAGCACUUUGUGAAUCCUUUGGAGUCGGACCCAGGAGGCUGCUGCUGGCCAUCGUGAUUGACGGCCAGGAGCGGCACGAAGGGCCGAUUCUUCAUGCAUUUCUGCCAGGCUUAGCCUUCUUUCUGCAGCCACUGGCGAGCCAAGCAGAAGGAACGGAUGGAAAGGCAUUCAGCUGGGCGGUGGCAGCUGCCUGCGAUGCUGCCCUGUUGUUGGGAGAUGUAGAAGGCUUUGCAGCCAAAGGUAGCGAGCGAGUGGUCCAAAGCGGAACUCAGCUACUGGAAGGAGGCCACCUGUGCCGGCCAGUGGCGCCCUGUGAAGCUGGCCUACAUUCAGGUGCUUGCUGA